AUGGAUCGAAUUAUGCAAUCCUUACGGAGAAAAAGACAUAUAAAACAACUUCAAUUGGUAGUAACAAAUGUAGUUGUAGUUCUUAUGAUGUAUUGGAUUUGGUAUAUGACAAGUGUUGCUACAGUUAGGGGUGUUCAAUUGAUCCAAAGUAAAAAAGAUAGAAAAAUAUUGCGCUUAAAAAUUAUACAUCGCUUAAUACAAGAAAGUGAUGUGCAUUGCAAAAGUGAACUUCGGGUUAAUAGAAAAAUCUUUAAUAUUAUUUGUGAGAUGCUUAAGGAGAUUGGAGGCCUCACUCGGACAAAAAAUAUGUCUCUUGAUGAGAUAAAUUUUUUAGGAGCGUUGGAUGGUACCUACAUAAAUGUAACUGUACAUCCCCAAGAUCGUGUUAAAUAUCGGACAAGAAAAGGUACCAUUGCUAUGAAUGUGUUAGGUGUUUGUGCACCCAACAUGCAGUUUAUCUAUGUUCUUUUGGGUUGGGAAGGCUCUACUCACGAUGUCCGUGUCCUUCGCAAUGCUCUCACUAGGCCAAAUGGCUUUAUGGUUCCUAGAGGUAACUAUUAUUUGGUCGAUGGGGGGUAUACAAACUGUGAGGGUUUUCUUGCUCCUUAUAGAGGGCAACUAUAUCAACUUAAGGAAUGGACAGAUAAACAACUACUAACUGUAGAAGAGUAUUACAAUAUGAAGCAUGCUCGAGCAAGAAAUGUAAUUGAAAGAUGUUUUGGGUUACUUAAAGGGAGAUGGAGCAUACUUAGAAGCCCCUCCUUUUUCCCUAUUCGAACUCAAGGACGUAUUGUGAUGGCUUGUUGUUUACUUCAUAAUUUAAUAAGGAAAGUGAUGCUCACAGAUGAUGUAGAAGAAGAGAAUAUGAGUAAUGACGAUUCCGAUAACGAUUCCGAUGAUGAAGUUGAAUACAUUACUACAAUAGUUACUUCUGAUCGAUGGACUAAUUAUAGAAAUACGUUAGCUCAAGAUUUGUUUAAUUCUUGGAGGGCAAGAGUUAGACAAGUGACAAAAUAUAAAUAA
This is a messenger RNA of Amaranthus tricolor (Joseph's coat), 1023 nucleotides long. RefSeq names its product protein ALP1-like. Bases 1 to 1023 code for a protein of 340 amino acids. The transcript is spliced from 4 exons. The record is from RefSeq and is a predicted model, not a curated record. Lineage: Eukaryota; Viridiplantae; Streptophyta; Magnoliopsida; Caryophyllales; Amaranthaceae.